AUGAAGGAACGAUUGUUACAAUGGUUCGUUCUCGUAUUGGUGAUUGCCUCCGUUGUUGGCGGAGAGGAGAGCAAUUCUAAAGACGAUGAGGAUGACAGUUAUGAUCUAAGGACCAACGAUGUAGAUGAACACGAUGAUGCUACCAACCGUAUGCUGCAGCUCAUCAAUAAUGCUGCCAUGAAAAUUGUUGAUGCUCCUGAUUUAUCAAAGGAAAAAUCUUCUGAUCAGUCUCAAGAACAAUUAAAAACAGAAGAUUUAGACGCCACUGAUAAUUUACAGCUAGUUAAAUUUCCUACUGUUGGUUUGUUUAACUACUGGGCAGAUAUGUCAAAUGAUGACAUAAGUAUACAAAAUAUGAAAAAUGAUGAUGAUAAUGAUGACGACAUUGAUGUAACGGAUUGGAAGGAACCAGUUAGAGGUCUUCCGAGUUCGUCUAGAGAAGAAGAAGCGGAACAAUUAUAUCAGGCUGGUUUGAAAAAAUUGAAAUCAACCCUUGGUGAUCAUUUAGAUGCUUAUGAAUACUUCUACAGAGCUCAAACUUUAGACCACGAAGAAGCAAAAGCAAAAUUUGCUUUCGCUCUCUUAUUUGGCUUGAAAUACACUCAAGAUAUACCCAAAGCAUAUGAAAUAUUCAAUGAAUUAUCAAAAAAAGGAAAUCCAGAUGCUCAUUUGGGUAUGGGUUUCUUGUAUGCGGUUGGAUUACACCUUCCUGUGAGUCAGCCAAAAGCGCUUGUACAUUAUGUUAUGGCUGCAGUAGGCGGUAAUGUAUUGGCCCAAUUAGCAUUGGGAUACCGAUAUUUCGCUGGAGCUACUGUGGCAUACAGUUGUGAAAAGUCAUUGGAAUACUAUCGAGCAGUUGCAAACAAUGUGGCAAACGAGUUAUCUUUAUCUGGUGGACCGCUCGUGCAACGUAUAAAGUUAAUGGAGGAAAUGGACAAUCCAAAUUAUAAUAGUGGAAUUGUAGAUUCUGAUUUGUUAGACUAUUAUAAAAUGUUGGCUAAUAAAGGAGAUGCUCAAGCACAAGUUGGAUUAGGCCAGUUAUAUUUACAAGGUGGUAGAGGUGUACCAAUCGAUAUACAAACUGCAUAUUAUUAUUUUCAAAGAGCAGCCGAGAAUGGUAAUGGUCUUGCAUAUGGUUUUCUUGGGAAGAUAUUUUUGGAAGAGCGAGAUGAUGUUAAACCAGAUUAUGAAAAAGCUCAUGAAUAUUUUUAUAAAGCUGCAAAAUUGAAAAAUCCAGUUGGUCAGAGUGGUCUUGGUUAUAUGUAUUUGCAUGGUCUCAAUGUAGCUCAGGAUUACUCAGAAGCUUUAAAUUGGUUCACCCUGGCUGCUGAACAAGGUUGGGUUGAAGGACAUUUAUAUGUGGGAAUCAUCUAUUACAAGGGAUUAGGCGUAAAACGAGAUUAUAAAUUGGCAGUUAAAAAUUUUGGCUUGGCAUCUAAGUCUGGUAAUUUGUUGGCUUACUUCAAUAUGGCACAAAUGCAUGCAUCUGGUAUUGGUGUGCUGCGUUCCUGUACAACUGCUUUAGAGUUAUUCAAAAACGUCGCUGAACGUGGUAAAUGGGGUGGAUAUUUAAUGCACGCUUACAAUUCAUAUAAGGAAAAUCAAUUUGAAGAGUCGUUUGUUUUAUAUUCUUUCUUGGCUGAAAUGGGGUAUGAGGUAGCACAAAGCAAUACAGGAUUCAUAUUAGAUAGAGGAGAUGUUAACAUCUGGGAAACUGAAAAAGAACGCUAUGUCCGUGCAAUGAUGUAUUGGAGUAGAUCAGCUGCUCAAGGGUAUGCAGCGGCACAGUUGAAACUGGGAGAUUAUCAUUAUUAUGGUCUCGGGACUAAAAUAGAUUUUGAGUUAGCUGCUAAUCAUUAUCGACAGGCAUCUGAGCAACACCACAAUGCCCAGGCAAUGUUCAAUUUGGGUUAUAUGCACGAAAUGGGCUUAGGAAUGGAACAAGACAUCCAUUUGGCUAAACGAUGUUACGAUAUGGCUGCAGAAACUAGUCUAGAUGCAAAAGUGCCUGUAUUUUUAGCCUUAACUAAACUUAAUCUAUUUCACAUGGUAAACGAUUAUUACACUGAAUUUCUAAAUUUUAUUAAUUUUCUUUCAAAUGAUGUUGCUGAGCCAAUGGGUUUCAAUUGGGAUUUAUAUUUGAUAGCCGUACUAUUUGCAUUACUUUCCUAUAUAAUAUAUUUGCGAAGACCAAAUAGGCAGCCACAAAAUGUGUAA
This is a messenger RNA of Macrosiphum euphorbiae (potato aphid), 2217 nucleotides long. The record is from the annotation of a GenBank genome assembly. NCBI's taxonomy places the organism in Eukaryota, Metazoa, Arthropoda, Insecta, Hemiptera, Aphididae.